Racocetra persica is the source of this 235-nucleotide messenger RNA. NCBI's taxonomy places the organism in Eukaryota, Fungi, Glomeromycota, Glomeromycetes, Diversisporales, Gigasporaceae. The record is from the annotation of a GenBank genome assembly.
AUGUCACAAUCUCCUGUUAAUAUAGAAGAUAAUAGUUUUGAAAAUGAUAUUUUUGAAGAUAAUAUCUAUGAAAAUGAUACUUAUGAAGAUAAUACUUAUGAAGAUAAUACUAUUGUUGAAUCUGAUAUUUCUCAAAAUAUAGAAAUUGAUACUAUUACUGAAUCUAGUAACUCUCAAGAUAUUGAAAUUGAUUUUAAAGAUAUAAAUAGUAUUGAAGAUAUAGAUGAUCAACCAA